Closterium sp. NIES-65 is the source of this 3804-nucleotide messenger RNA. NCBI's taxonomy places the organism in Eukaryota, Viridiplantae, Streptophyta, Zygnematophyceae, Desmidiales, Closteriaceae. The record is from the annotation of a GenBank genome assembly.
AUGUCAGGGUGGGACGAGGGACAGGUGUUCUACAGCAACCAGUCGUUCCCCGAGUCGGAAGGGCCGGCCGGCGACGACGCGCUGGGCGACGCGGGAAUCACGCGAUACGCCGCGCAGAAGAAGCUUCGCGAGUUCGUGCGAAACUUCCACGAUCCGCAGUAUCAUGACCGCUUUAUCUACAGGUGCGCCGCGUGCGGUAACCCGCUGCCGUUACCAGCACAGCACAGCAGGCCACCUCGCACCGUGCGGUCCCCGCCCCCGCUCAACGUGGGCCCCUCCCUUCCCUGCGACCAGCUGGGCUUUAAAAUCCCUCACAAACCGACGGAUCCGCGCCGUGAGGUUCCCGUCGUCCCCUGCGCGCCGUGCCCUCCCUACAUGCGGUCCGCGCCCUUCCUUACUCGCAAAUUCCCUCCUCUUAUCCCGCCUGUUCCUGCCUCUCAUGACCGGGGAUCACAUGGCCGCCGGGGCUCACAUGGCCGCCGGGGCUGCACAGCGUCAUACGCCGCCGUGUCCCGUUCCCCUCCUCCCACGGCAACCCCCCUUGCCCCCAUUCCGCAGGGAGCGGGUGCAGGAGGGGGUGGCGUGGUGGAGGUUGAUCCGGAGCACGUGGCGGAGGGGGGCGGCGUGGUGGAGGUGGACUUGGAGGACCUGGCGAGCAAGGAGGAGGGGCUGUGCCGCCUCAUGCGCACGCGCCCCGCUGACAUGCUGCCGCUGGUGGGUGGGAUGGGUCCCCAUGGAUCCUCAUGGAAUUUGAUUGCCCUGCUCUACUUUCCCUUGCCCGUGUGUCUUUCUCAACGUAGAGCAUUAGUUUCUCAUGAGCGCUCUGAGUGUCUUUCGUUAUGUAUUCGUCUUUCUCUCUGCCUGCCUGCUCCGCCUCCUCGCUUCUCCCGCUUCUGUGCUCCCUUCUCUCCCCCCACUCCUCCCUCCCUCUUUCUCACCCGCUUUGUGCUGACGUGGCAGUUGGAGGUGGCAGCAGCUGAGGUGGCAGCGAGCGUGCGGCAGAAGGUGAUGGGGGAGAGUGGGGAGCUGGAGGAUGCACGAGUGCCGCCCGUGCAGGUGCUGCUCAAGAGCUCCGAGGACGCCAUGCCCAUCAGGGCUUUAACGGGCUUUAACGGUGUGUGCCAUGCCCAUCCGGGCUUUAACGGCAGCAUGGCUCGUCUAUUGGGUGAAGAUAUCACGCAUUGUGAUCGCUCCGUUUCUCUGCCUCCCCCCUUCUCCCUCCACCCCCCACCAGGCGGCAUAAACAUCUCAUCUGGUGAAGAUCGCAAGCAUCGAUUUUCCACCUCUUCCCUUGCGGCACAGAUCGCCCAUCUGGUGAAGAUCUCGGGCAUCGUGAUAGCGUCCUCGCGAGCCAAGGCCAAGGCCACCUCGGUGGUGCUCAUGUGCCGCUCCUGCAAGAACGUCAAGGCCAUCCCCUGCCGCCCGGGCCUGGGUGGCGCCAUCAUCCCGCGCACAUGCGACCGCACCCCCCAGCCAGGGGAGGAGCCAUGCGGGGUGGACCCGUGGGUGGUGCUGCCAGAUAGGAGCGAGUAUGUGGACCAGCAGACGCUCAAACUGCAGGAGAAUCCCGAGGUAACUGAGGAGAAUCCCGAGGUAACUGAGGAGAAUCCCGGGGUAACUCAGGAGAAUCCCGAGCGUCCUGCUGGCGGUGGACCGCUGGUUGCUGGUGCAGCGCAGCAUGUGUGCUCAACAUACAACACCGACGUGCCAACGGGGGAGAUGCCCCGGAGCGUCCUCCUGGCAGUGGACCGCUCGCUGGUGCAGCGCAUCUCCCCCGGCACGCGCAUCACUGUGUUUGGCAUCUUUAGCAUCUUCCAGGCCUCCGAUAAAACCAAGUCGCGAGGGGCCAUGGCGGUGGCAAUACGGCAGCCAUACCUGCGAGUGGUGGGAGUGGAGAUGGCUGCGGAUGGCGCUGCCAGGUCCACUGCCUCCUCCUUCACCACUGAUGAGCCCUUCCCUCCUCCCUCUCCCUGCCCCACUCAAGCCCUUCCCCCCUCCUUCUCCCUCCCUGCCCCCCUAACAACACAGGAGGCGGAGUUCAAGGACUUCAGCUGGCAGGGCGACGAGGAGGCGGAGUUCAAGGAGUUCAGCCGGCAGGGCGACGUGUACGGCGCCAUAAGCAGCCAGAUCGCGCCGUCCAUCUUCGGCCACGCCGACAUCAAGAAGGCCAUCGCCUGCCUGCUCUUUGGCGGCGCGCGCAAGGUGGGCCGUGUGCGAGGGACGGCUGGGGAUCGCGAGAGCAGUAAGCUACUGCCAGAUGGCGCAAGGCUGAGAGGCGACAUCAACGUGCUGCUGAUCGGUGAUCCAUCCACCGCCAAGUCCCAGGCGAGUCAGCAUGAGUCACAGCUGAGUCGGCAAAUGUUGUUCCUCAAGUUUGUGGAGAAGACGGCACCUAUCGCCGUGUACACAUCAGGGAAGGGCUCCUCUGCUGCUGGCCUCACCGCCUCCGUCAUUCGCGAUGCCUCCUCUAGGGAGUUCUACCUGGAGGGCGGCGCCAUGGUGCUGGCAGAUGGCGGUGUGGUGUGCAUCGAUGAGUUCGACAAGAUGCGCCCUGAGGACAGUGGAGAGGCGAUGGAGCAGCAGGCGAUCAGCAUCGCCACGGCAGCCAUCACCACUCGCGCACCUCCCGUGUUCCCUGUGACCACCGUGCUUGCCCGUUCCAGCCGCUCGCACCAUGGGUGCUGCAGAGCAAUGGAGCAGCAGACGAUAAGCAUCGCCAAGGCGGGCAUCACCACUGUGCUCAACUCGCGCACCUCCGUGCUCGCCGCUGCCAACCCGCCCUCCGGCCGCUACGAUGACCUCCGGACGGCUCAGGAGAACAUUGAUCUGCAGAGCACCAUUCUGUCGCGCUUCGACCUCAUCUUUGUCGUCAAGGACACAAGGGACUUCAACCGCGAUCUCCAAAUCGCGCGGCACGUGGUGAACGUGCAUGCCAAGGCAGAUGCCGUGCUGGGGCAGGCAGACGAUGCCAUGGGCGGGCGGGCAGCCAUGGGGGACGGACCUGCAGGGGCGGGGGGCGUGGGGCACGCGGGGAAGGAUGGCGAGCAGGAAAACUGGCUCAAGAGGUACAUAGAAUUUGCUCGCACGCGCUGCUCCCCGCGGCUUUCAGAGUCAGCAGCAACGCUCCUGCAGAACAACUACGUGCAGAUCCGGCAGAACAUGCGGCGGAGGGCAACGGAGACGGGGGAGGCGUCAGCGCUGCCAAUCACGGUUCGCCAGCUGGAGGCCAUCGUGAGGCUCUCAGAGUCCAUGGCACGGAUGCAGCUCUCCCCAGUGGCCACGGAGGAGCACGUCACCGAGGCGCUGCGCCUCUUCCAUGUCGCGACGCUGGACGCCGCCCGGUCGGGCGUGGUGGACGGCGCAGUGCUGACGGAGGAGCAGCGGCGCGAGGUGCAGCAGGUGGAGGGCGCGGUGCGGCGGCGCGUGGCCAUCGGGGGCUUCGUGUCGGAGCGGCGCCUGCUGGAUGACAUCACGCGGUCCGGCAUCAGUGCGGCGAGCGCUGCUCAUCAUGGUGGCACGGGGAGAGGUGGAGUACCGACGGGAGAGGAGGGUCAUUUACCGCAAGGUCUGACCACCGCUUCUACUGCUGCUCUGACCACCGCUUCUACUGCUGCUCUGACCACCGCUUCUACUGCUGCUCUGACCACUGCUUCUACUGCUGCUCUCACGGCCGCCCUGACCGCCGGUCUCACUCUUGCUCUCACUGCUGCUCUCACUGCUGCUCUCACCGCCGCUCUCACUGUUGCUCUCACUGCUGCUCUCAUUGCCAUUGCAACUCUGACUACAGUACAACCACUGGUCUAG